Messenger RNA from Podarcis lilfordi (Lilford's wall lizard), 7079 nucleotides. Lineage: Eukaryota; Metazoa; Chordata; Lepidosauria; Squamata; Lacertidae. The record is from the annotation of a GenBank genome assembly.
UCUGAGAUGUCAUCUAGACCUGCUCAACACCAGAUCAGGAAUGCAGGAUUACAACACCUGUGACAGCCAUCUCUACUUAAACACCUACAAGAAGUCACCACAUAGGCGUAGCCAAGGAGAGGCAGCUGCUACCCCUAAAUCAAGUAAAUACAAAUACUUAACUGACCAAUCACAUCACAGCUAGCUUGGUUCUGCCCCAUAACAUAAAUCCUUCCCCCCCACAAUAAAUCCUGGCUAUGUGCAUGCACCACCACCUCCUGAGACAAUAUGCUCCUCCUGUAAGGAAGUAUGCCUCCCUGUUAUCUCCAUCCAGUGCCCUGGUAAAUGGCGAGUGGGGAAGAAAGAGAAAGAAAAUACAUCUUGUUGCCUUGGAGGAGGAGCUAUUGUCACAGCUGCAAGUAUUCGAGCUGCCUAUUUCAUUUAACUACUAGAUGCAACCGAAUUUAAUACAGGUCAUGUUAGCAGUGGGCAACGCUAGGGUUUUUCCCGUUUCCUACCCAUUCCCCAAUACGGUGUCUGUUCAAUUGUGAAACCAACUAGGGGGUAAGCUAGUUUACAGGUUGAGUCUCCCGACCUUUUUCGUAGUCCCUAGGAAACUUCAGACACCUUCUAAAUAAUACCAAUAAUAACAAUGCGAGUUGCGCGCAGUCCAGAGCACAUUCUCUUCCGUGUUUUUUUUUUAAACGACCCUUCCUACUAGCCCACCUCUUUGCUAGACCUUUCGCUCCCCGCCUGCUUUCUGGCCGGCCUCGAGAAGCGCACUCCGCUCCCCGCCCGCCUGGUCGUACCGCGAGGGCGGCUGCGAAAGGGAGCGGCUACGCUUCUCUGGUCAAGGAGAGGCGCUUCAGGAAGCCGGCCGGGCACAACUCUUGAGGCGCGGCGGCGGGGCCCUUCUCAGCUCCUCCUUCCGAGUUUCAGGGUCUAUUUUGUGACGAGGAGAGCGGGGAAGUUCUGACACGGGCAGAAAAAGGGAGGCAGCGGCCGGCCGUGAAGUCGCCUCUGAGGCGCGACGAGAGGCUCUUCCAACGGCCUCGCGCAGACGCGCUUCUCAAGGUCCCGCCCCCACUCCCAACGGCCACUCGCUCCCAACCGCCUCUUCUAGGCUCUCGUUGCCGCGGUUACUGCGCUCAGCCAAACACGUCGCUAUUGCAGAACUCUCGCGACAACUCGCCGCUGAGAGACCCGCCCAUCAGAAUCAACCAAUAAAAGGGGCUGGUCUCUAUGACUACAUCACUCUGCGCCGGAUGUUUUGGGGAGGAGCGCCUCGCUGCCUUCUGUUUUCUCUUCUUUCUGUAUCUGCUUUCUGGACCUCAGGUAAAACCUCUUCUUCCUACUCCUGUUAAAACGUCUGCUUGAGAAAUAGUUAAACUGGCCCCCGCUGAACGGUCGAGGGUAGAGGCAUUAAUGGAGGACACCGGUGGUUCCCCAUUGAGGUUCUGUGCGGUUCAUGCCCACUCACCCUGAGGCCUGAAUGUCUGCCAGGAUGAUAGAAUCAUAUAAUUGCAUAGUUGGAAAAGACCAUGAGGGUCAUCUAGUCUAGCCCCUGUGAUUUGCAGGAAUCUUUUAGGCCAAUGUGGGGCUCGAACCCACGACCCUGAAAUCAAUAAUCUCUUUUCUUUUUGUUGUUGGUAUCAGUCUGUCUGGAGAUACAAUGGAGUGUGCCUCCAGGGGUGAAGUUAACUGCUGCGUUUGCAGCACUAAAGUGACCUCCCCAGGAUGCAAGCCUGGGCACUGUGAACGGAGGUUCUGGGCUUCCCCAUUCAAGACUCCACUCUUGGCCUCACUAGUGUGGUCCAGAGGAAAGCAGAGCUACUUAGGAAAGAACGUUGGAGAGGAAGACCAGCUUGAGUCUUCAGCUGUAUGAUCUAUGCUCUUUUUCAGACUUCAGCUGUAUGAUCUAUUCUCUUUUUCAGAAGGAAUAUCUUAAUCAUGUCUGGAAGCUUCUACUUUGUAAUUGUGGGUCACCAUGAUAAUCCAGUGUUUGAAAUGGAAUUUCUACCAGCUGGUAAAGUAGAGUCUAAGGUGCGAAUUUUUGUAUAAAUACUGAAUUUUUACAUAGUCAUGAUCAUGUCUAAGUCCAGAAAGCUGAUAGCUCAAGGUCUGUAUUAAUUUGAUGUCAAUAGUUGGUUUCUAAUUAAAUUUGCUGCCAUUGAAAAUGUUACUGCCCUUAUGUAGGGGUAGUGCCUAUGUAUCUGAUUGAUGCUUGAUUCCUCCCUCUUCCCUCCCCUCCAGCCCCACUUCAUCCCCCAAAUCAGGCUGAUUCAGCAUCCAGUCAUACACUGGGUUAACAUUUUAUGGAGGCAGAAAGAAUACUGUCUGUAUAUCUGAUGCAUUACUGGCCAAAUGUAUAUUACAUUUUGCAGUGCAUCACAGAAAGUUGUUUUAUGCCAUACUCAGUUUUGUUGUUUUUUUCAGGAUGACCAUCGCCAUCUCAAUCAGUUCAUAGCUCAUGCUGCUCUUGACCUAGUAGAUGAGAACAUGUGGCUGUCUAAUAAUAUGUACCUGAAGACUGUGGACAAGUUUAAUGAAUGGUUUGUUUCUGCUUUUGUCACAGCAGGACAUAUCCUUUUUUGCUGGAACCUCCAACCUGUGGGCAUGUCUUGGUCUGCCAAGGGGUCCAAUUUGCCAAGGGGUCCAAUUUCUACAAACCAUGUCCAUCAGCUGACAUCACUGAUGGUGUCCUACCUUGGCUGCAGGAUUCUGUUCCCAGUAGGGAACAAGAUGGCACAGCCAAGGAAGCAGGAUUUAAUCCCUGCUCAUCAACUGAAUUUGGAUCAAAGCCUUGUGCAAAAAUGUCCCUUGAAGUAGCUUUCAUUUACCAUACUUCAAAGAGCCUUUUGCAAAGACUUUAUGGCAGCUCCUACACUCCUCUUUGAGCCUUCUGGAGGCUCUUAAAGCCUUUUGCAAGUUUCAUCCCUCCCUCUUUCAGGCCCUGAUUUCAGAGGCUUAAAGGGGAAGCAGGGGAGACCUGGAAAAGGCUUUGCGAGUCUCCCCUUUUAAGCCAAUAAGUAAGGCAGAUAAUGAUAAGGAAUUGGCUGUAAUCAAAAUAGGUUCCCCACCUGUUUUAGAGCAUUUUUUGUUGUUCUGUAGUUAAUAAAAGGGAUAAAUGGAUAUGAUUGAUUUUGAGCUAAUGCAGAACCAGAGUGUAUUCAUUUGAGAAUGGGAGGCAACUAUGAACUGAAAUACAUGGUGCCAUCUGGAGAGGAUUAAACAUUGCUUUUGGGUCACACAAGCGGCCCUUCAAUUUGUACCCAAUGGAAGUAUGAUUUCAUAUUUCCAAAUGUUAUUGCUCACUUGCUUAGGCCAUCUUGACCCGCUCAUACAAGGUGCACUUGGCUGAUGUCUGCCAUCUGUUUCACAUACUACAAAUCUAGGCAAUUCCCUUUUAGUUCAGGAAUCAAAUUAGGGGACCCUCAGGUCUAGUCCGACUUAGUACCUUUAUCUCUAUAUUGUACUUGCAGUCGUCUGUCUUCAUGCUGAUAACCUAGUGUGCAUGCCUGAGAAAAGCAAGUGGCAGCCCAGGUAGGGCUACUGGCAGGAGUGGGGGUGGGGGUCUUUCUUCACGUUUAUCCACACAUACCUGCUGCCCCCAAUAAGUGACAGGGAGUACAGGGUGUGACUGGGGGCAAGCUGUGAGAGGAAGGAAAAGAUCAGGGAUAAAGGAAGGGUGGUUGGUAAAACCCCUAGGCACCCCCUAGUGUUAAAAAAGUGGUUAUUUCCUUAAUUUGUUCUACAUAUGAGAUUUAUAAUGCUUCAUGAUGUAAGGCAAGAAGAUGGAAUCAAAAACUUCUUUAGUGAUGUCUAUGACUUGUAUAUAAAGGUAAGUAUCCAUAACAGAGGUAGCUAGCAUUGUGCCCUCUGGCUGUUGUUGAACUACAGCUCCCAUUAGUGCAAGACACCAGAGGUAAUGGUCAGGGAUGAUGGGAGUUGUAACCCAGCAACAGCUGGAGAGCCCUAUAUCUUCCCUCAUUGAUCAACUCUUAUCUGUGCUAAUACAGUGGUACCUUGGUUUAAGAACCGCCCUGUUUACGAACUAUAUGGUUUACGAACUCCACAAAACCGGAAGUAGUGUUUUACGAAGUUUACCUCAGUCUAAGAAUGGAAUCCGAACAGUGGAAGGGCACCGGCAGCGGGAGGCCUCAUUAGGGAAAGCGCGCCUCAGUUUAAGAACGGUUUCGGUUUAAGAAUGGACUUCCAGAAAUGAUUAAGUUCGUAAACCUUGGUACCACUGUAUAGGAAGCUAUGCAGUAUUAAUAUUGGGAAUUUUGGUCUGGAAAAGGCACCCUAUCUUAUUCAGUUUUCACCUAGAGGAGGUUAAUUAGCAGUCAAGUCUAUGAACAGAACCGCAUUUAGAAGGAAGUGUAAAUUGCUGUUUAGCAUGUUUCUAUUAUAAAGGAUGACAUAUUUAGGCUUAUGUUACAAGGACUCCCCCCUGCCUCGCCCCCAAAGUGAUGGAAAGGAAGAUUCCACAGCACAGGUAUAACAAGUUGUGUUGACAAUACAGGAAAGCAAGCUGGACUGCUUCUGAAAUGAGUCAGUGACUCAUGCUAGGAAGCAACAUGUGUCAUAGGAGGGAAGGAGUUGUACGCACACCCCUUCUUUCCUGCCAGGUUUUCACAGUAGAAACAAAUGAUCUGCACUUGCUUUGCUUUUCAGGAACAAGAAGCAAAGAAAUUUGGCCCUGCCUCCUCAUUCAAGGACAGAAAUAAUAUGAUAGCUCACUUUGUACAUUGCAUUAAACUAUGACUUGUGAAUGCACACCAUGCUAGUCCAUGCUGCUGAAAAGCUUAGAUUGCGCUCAUGGUUUGUUUGGAAAGAAACAGGCCUAGGUUCAGAUAUCAAAUGGUGGCACAGAAGCAGGGGAGAAGCGGAGAACUCUGUAGCAGCAUGCUACACCAUAGUUUGUUUUAAACUAUGGUUUAAUAUGAAGUACAAACUAGGGCGGUAUCAGACAGCUACGUAUGGCUAGAAUAGUCAUGUAGAUCCUGACAUUAACCUAUUGUCUAAAAAGUAUUUGGAGAUGGUUGAUCAUAGUGGGAAAUAACAGUUGUGCCCACCUGUAGUAGAGAUUUUUGUUUGCAUAGUGGGACUUCUCUCACUAGCCCCUGUGUACACCAAAAUCUGCUUCAGGGUUUGGGGAAUCCUGUGAAGAUUUUGGAGAUACUCAGUUGGAAGAUGAAAUACCCUCAUGCAGUGUUGAAUUUUCCUUUUCUAAAAAAAAACCUCAUCAACUGAAUAGUCAUAUUUACCUAAUUCACAAGCAACACUAAACAAAAACCAUUCUCUUGUUGUGCGCUAAGCCAUGGUUUGGCAUAGCAUGUCCAAACCUGGGCUCAUGGUUUGUCUUGCUCCAGACAAACCAUGAGCUGUAAGCAAAGAGCAAUACUUUGCAGUUUGUCUAGAGCAAGAUAAAUCACAAGACUGGAUUCAGAUAACAUACUAAACCAAACUAUGGCCUAGCUCACAGCAGCAGGAAUGGCAGAGGAGCAAAGUGGCUGUAAUUUGGCUUAGCUGUAUGUGGUUCAGCCUAGACCUUUUUUGGCAUGUCUUAAUUACUAAUAUGUUCUCACUAUGUUAAUUUCUUUCCUCAGUUUGCGAUGAAUCCAUUUUAUGAACAGAAUUCCCAGAUUCGAUCAACUGCAUUUGACAGAAAAGUCCAGUUUCUUGGGAAAAAGCAUCUUUUAAGUUGAGUUACUAUAACUGUAUUAGAACCUAAAUAGCCUGCUGUAUAUCUGACAUUUCUGAACCUAUAAAGGCUAAUCUAUAUUUUAAAAAAACAAACCACUUAAGGCUAUCUAUUACCUUGUAUGAAAACCAAUUUCAGGAGCCUAACAGAUGUCUUUAUUAUAGGUGAUCACUCUAGCUAUAAAACAUUUGUAUAUAUCAAAAUUAAUUUUAAAAAUUAAAUAUUUAAAGCAGCACCUCCACUAGCUUGGCAAAAGGUUAAAUGAAGAACCUAGUUUUUUUUUAAUAACUAAAGCAAGCCAGACCUCAGGAUUUUUUGAUCAGUGUGAAAGCAUUCAGUUCAGGGCUAUGUCAGUAUUAAGACUAACCAGAUACCAGAAUGGUGUGUUGAAAUGAAAAAGGUAUGGAUAGCAGAACAGAAACACAACUACCCUGAAACACAUAGUUACAAGUGAAUCACCUCAGUUCAACUUGCUACCAUUUUAUUGGAAUAAUUGAGCACAUAGUUGGGCAGAAACACACUAUUUGCUUACAAGUGACUUCAUUAUCACGUGCACAUGUGAAUGAAGCAACAGGAUGCAAAAAGGGCGAUGUGUUUUGCCUGUAAAACUUAUUUGUAGUAACUUGCUGCUCCUCAAGUUUUUACUCAAAGUAUUAACACCAAGCAACUAAACUGAAAUUUAAAAGGUCAGAACUAAAUCCCACUACUUUGUUUUCUAUAAUACUUAUUAUAUUGGGAACAAUCCAAUCAGGUUAAGCACUAUCCAGUCCUAUUCUAGGUAGAUUGAAUAGCCUGUAUUCUUAAUCCUCUAACUUUGACAUCAGUGAUGUGUACUGUAUAUGAAAGACCAUAUAGCCUUAGCCUGGAAAAGAGUAAGGAAGAAAGCCAAAAACAUCUAUAGGUAGUCUGGUUCUCAAUAAAGCCUUGCAUUAAAUAACUCAUUUAUAUGUUUUACUAAAGAAUUUGCUUAAGCCUAUUGAAGUUUCAUUGUGCUACAUUCCUACUGAGGGGUUACGUUUCACGACAAACAUACUGAAGUAAUAGGAUAACAUAUGUGAUGUUUGAUUCAUUUGCAGAGAUUCUGAAUUAACAUUCCAAAUAAAAUGUAAAUUUAUAAUAUUAUAUGCAUUGAUGCUCUCUGAAUGGGUCAUUAAGUCUUUCAGUUCAUUAAACUAUUCUGAUAUUAACUGCUGCCCUGGGUAUGUUGUAAUUUAACAGGAGGAAGUAUUCAGCAGUACAAACAGAGUAUGCUGUGUCUUUAACCAUUUAGAUCUCUUUUCUUUAGUAUAUGUAGAAAAAGCCUUGGAUAACUAGCACAAGUCAUAAUACUUCAGAGCUCUCUGAAUUACAGUGGUGCCCCGCAAGACGAACGCCUCGCAAGACGGAAAACCCG